Molecule: messenger RNA, 3823 nt
Organism: Perca flavescens (yellow perch)
Lineage: Eukaryota; Metazoa; Chordata; Actinopteri; Perciformes; Percidae
Product: claudin-20
Exons: 3
Coding region: 372-1100 (242 amino acids)
Cellular component (GO): membrane; bicellular tight junction
Molecular function (GO): structural molecule activity
Source: RefSeq, a predicted model, not a curated record
UAAUUAUCCGAUGAAAUAUAGAUGUUUUUUUCCGCCAAGUGGGCAUUCCCAGUAAUGCCGACCAAGUCAAUUGGAAUGAACGGGACUUCGCGACUAGCUAAGGCGCUCUGCGUAUAGCUAACCUAUAAUGGUAAAUUUGGAAUCACUGUGAACAACGUGACGCGUCAGCGCCAGCUCUGCACCAGCCGGGUCCAGGGGAGCCACAGCUGAAGAGCUGAGAAACUGGGGAUUUGACUGGCAGCUGGUACACCAUUAAGGGAGGAGAGAGAGGCGGCUGGGCAGUGGGGUCGACGAACCUAGCUGGCGCUGGAUGAAUGCUGCCUGGCGAGGACAAGGGUUGAGGCGGCAGCAGCAUCAACUUGAAAAGGAGCAUGGCAUCCACAGGCAUGCAGAUAUUUGGAUUUGUUCUAGCGCUGUUGGGCAUCAUGGGUGCUAUGGUGGCCACUCUGCUGCCUAACUGGAAGGUCAGCGCAGAUGUGGGCUCCAACAUCAUCACAGCGAUUUCCCAGAUGCAAGGUCUGUGGAUGGACUGCACAUGGUACAGCACAGGUAUGUUCAGUUGCACACUUAAGUAUUCUGUGCUUUCACUACCUGCGUACUUGCAGACUGCCCGCACCACUAUGGUGCUCUGCUGCGUAAUGGCUGCCAUGGGCCUCUGCCUUGCAUCCCUUGGGCUAAAAUGCACACGAUGGGGAGGUGGACGGCGCUCCAAGCGGCAUGCUGCGAUUGCCAGUGGUGGCUGCUUUGUCGCUGCAGGCUUUCUGUGUCUGGUACCUGCUUCCUGGUUUACCAACGAGGUCAUCACCAACUUUCUGGACUCCAGUGUGCCCGAGAGCAAUAAGUUUGAGCCUGGGGGUGCUGUGUACGUGGCCUUUGUUUCAGCAGGAUUCCUGUUUGUGGGGGGGUCCAUCUUCUGUAUGUCCUGCUCGGGGAAAAGGCAUGGCCCCCAGGACCUGGUCCUGCUCCCUCCCCCUGACAAAUUGCUGCUCCAGCAGCAGCAGCAACAGCUGCUUCAGCAGCAGCAGGAGCUCCAGCACCAGUACUGCUCUCUCUCCCCAUUAGACAAUAAGACUGGCUACAGCCUGCAGGACUAUGUGUAAUAAAGCAGCGCUGUGUAUGCUACGGCUUAAAGGGAGACGAGCCUGAGGGGAAACCAUCACGGCUAAUGCUACACACUUGGCUCCACUUCAGAUGGAGAUGGAGAAAAAAUGAGAGGAGAGCAACAACUUUUAAUUCCUUUUCCCGUCUCCUUCUUGCUCUUUACCCUUUUCUGUUUCGCAAGCACAAGCAGUGGAGGUAUUCCCUAAGCAGCACCUUGGAACAAACAGUGUGAAUGUGUAAGGACCCGGGAUAAGGUGCUGCAGCAUCGAAGGAAGCCGCUAACCAAAUGCAGACAUCCUUCAUCAGUAAAAUCACAGAAUGAGUUCCCUGGGGAAUGGAUUAAGCAAAUAAGGAAGCCUUCAGUGUAGAUUUCUUUUCCUCGCCAAAGCAAAAGAAAAAAAAAGCAAUCAUUUAGCUGCUAUUUACAAUCGUCUGGUACCCUUUUCGAUUGACAAAAUAGGCAAUAUAAUGCCUUAGAAACCUUUUCAUAGCAAGCCAUUGUAGUUUUUCGUAUACUUAUCCACUAGAAUGCUACGAAAAAUUGAUUGAAAUGAAUAUUUUUGUUAGCUACUAGAAUGAUGUUGAUAUUUUGCCUCUCAAGCAUGCUGUGUGGAGCCUGUCUGUGUAUUAAUACAGCGGCAUGCCUGGUAGAAGACUGAGACAUAGCCACAAAAUGCCUGUGCCUGGAAAGCUGUAGAAACAUUACCCUGCUGUAACUGUUUAAAGAGGACUGUCAGGAGGAGUAGAUUUGGACUGCUGGGCUGGAUUGAAGACAGAAAAUGCAGACAAACAGUUGCCUGCUUCUCUCUCUGCAGGUGGAAAUAUGAGAGAGAUGGAGAGAAAUUGACAGAAAGAGAUUCAAUCCCUAAGCAGAAUGGACUAUUUGAUGUGCUGUUUUUUUAAAUAUUUCCAUCAAGACAAAAACAUACUGCCUGUAAGAAGCAGCUACCCAUUCUAAUCCAUCUACCGAUUCCUUCACACCCUCAGACAUGCACACCCGCAUACUUACUCGUGCUCUCGUGCCUGUUUGUGUAUACAGUAAACACUCAGACACGCCGGCUUUUUGCAUGUGCUUUUCACUCCAGUCAUCCUCCUCCGCACUGCCAUGGAAACAGAAUUCAGCAUCUGUAUUGUCUGGGGGUAUGUGGAUGUCAGUCAGCGAUUUGAAGUUGUUUAGGGGGGCAUUUUUUUCUCUAGGCAUGGCGCUAGAAGCUUUAUUCAGGGCCUUUGCUAACACUACUUUUGCCAAUCCCCUUUAUUAGCAAGUGAUAUGAGGCAGCAUCCCUGUUACAUGGUUUUGGAGAAUGCUCUUCUUUGCUGCCCACUGCUAUGGUGUAUAUACCAUGCGAGUAGUCUCAGAGAUAAAUGGAUGUUUAAUGGUGCAGUGGCAGGGAGGCGAAGACGAGGCAGAUAAGGGGAAGCUUCUUGAGUCAUGGUCGACUGGGUAGCUGUGUGGCAGGCAGCUUAAAAAAGGUUUGAGUCAUUCUCCAUAUGUGACUUGUUUUCCAAGUGCGUCAGCAGUGUGCAUAUGCUACCAGUCUGCACCUGCAGAAAGUCUCAGUGUCUUAAAUUGCAGCCACUUGACUAUGCCACCAUUCCUUUUUUUUCCCCCUCACUCCUGCUGUCCGGUUAUUGUCACGUCACAUGGAUGUGAUCGCUGGCAAGAGAGAGCUUAUGCAUGUUGAAAGCAUGGGCGCCCCAACACACAAGCACACAUCGACAAAACUCCCACCUAGUCAUGUCAGCAGCACUGUUACGCUUUCAGACAGUAAUGUUCCAGAGGGAUAACUGAUAUUUUCAUGCUUAAGACGGGCCUUGGCAGUGAUGUAUAGAACUGCACAUUCUCUCCUUCUCUCUCAUAAACAUGCAGCUUCCUGGGGGAGAGCAGAUGGCUAAGCCCAGCUCGCCACCUGCAGGCUGCUGUCGCCACGGGCAUCUCUGUGGGCACCACUGCCGGCCCUGGCAGCCCUCUGGGACCAGGUUUCCAUCCCACCCUGACUUAGCCAUCUUGCCCAGCACAGACCAUAGCCGACAGAACUGGCUUCCUGACAAAAACUGCCCAGGCACCAUAACCAAUGCAAUAAACAAAGAAGAAUGUGCCAUGUCAUUGACUAAUACUGACACGUUAUGUGUUUCGAGAAUGUGCCAAAUCGUUUCAUGAUGACAUGUUUUAAUACUUUCUGGAGUUCUGUCUGUUUAUUUUUUUUUGCGUUGUUUGUACAUGAAUUAUACAUCAGCAAAUGUUUUAUGGAUUUGUGAUUUGUUCUGCCAGACUAAGUCUUAAGUCAACUAGAUGCUUGUGUACAGUCCAGUGCAGCUUUUGAGGGUUAUUUCAAAUCCACUUUAUUCCUCAUUUCCCAAAGCACAGCAAGACUUCACCGCGAUGAGAGUUUCACUGGAAAGACACGAGUGUGGUAUUUUCUAAAUGUAUUUGUUUCAGGAAUUCUGGUUCACUCCAAGUCUGUGACAACUGUACACAAGUAUCUAGGCUUUCAAGGUGUUUUUUUUCACUGAGGGAUCAGGACUCCCUCAGAUUGUUUAUAUAUAAAAUACGAUAUCAUGUUCAUACCAUAUCUUCUUUAUAAGAAGACUACUCAGUGCACCUUUGCUUGUGUUACUUUAUUUGACAGCUGUUUGUUUCAAACGCCUGUGCAUUCCAAGCUCCCUGGACCAGUACAAAUACAUAACACUAUUGGCACUCUGGAAGAAAAAAAAAAAAAAA